Molecule: messenger RNA, 1029 nt
Organism: Eremomyces bilateralis CBS 781.70
Lineage: Eukaryota; Fungi; Ascomycota; Dothideomycetes; Eremomycetales; Eremomycetaceae
Exons: 2
Coding region: 83-751 (222 amino acids)
Source: RefSeq, a predicted model, not a curated record
ACCUCAUCCUCUCCUCCAACAGACAACCACCGCGCCAUUUCUUACCCUGACCGUAUAUCCAUACCUACCUAACCAGUUCAAAAUGCUUGCAUCCCCUAUCUGGUCCUCAUACUCCUACAUGCCUGCGAAACCCUCCCCGCUCUCCCCACGAUCCUCCAAUGUCCCUCCGCACUCUCCGUUCAGCAUGAGUGCGUCCGCCAAGCCCGCGCCGCAGCCGUACUCGAAGCGCGCAAUCAAGCCGGUGCCGGUGCUGAAGAGCGCAGAGGCGCUGAACAAGAAGCGGCGGGAGAUUUUCUUCCGGGAUGUGGCGAGGAAACGGGACGAUAAGCGGUGGGCUGAGCGAUGCGAAUAUAUCAUGCGCUCGGAUUUCGUGCACGAGAAGCGGAGAUCGGAUUCGACCAAGUCGCGCGCCGCGGAAUAUUUAGAAGACGGGAUUGACGACGAUGACGUCGAGUUUGCGUUGCAUAGCAGCCCAGUCCAACACGAGACGCUCUACGGUCAGCCACAGGCGUCGCAUUCACAGGAAGAACUGGAUUUCAUCGAGCAGAUGGAGGAUGCGGAGAUGCAGUCGUUGAUCGGCAUGAUGGAGGACGACGCGCCGAAGAACGAUAUCUCUCAAGCCCAACGACACCAAUUCGCAGAUAUCGACAUCGAUCUUGACGAUGAUGAUUGGCGGGACAUGGCAGGUGACGGGUUCUCUUCCGACCCACGUGCGCAAGGCGAGCACCACGACGCGAUGGACACUAGUUGAAGGAAGACAGGAAUCAGGAUAUUCUCGGCGUUCACAGUCUUUUGGCGUUUUCGGUGUUGGGUAUCUGGAUCAUGGAUAUGGUCUAUGGAGAGGAAGGGCUGGCACAUGCAGGCGUAAAGGGGAAUAUCAUGUAGAUCAUUGCGUUGGACAUCCGGAGUCCAUGUCGCCGAGCACCUCUUGCGCGGCGCUCAUGUUGACCAGGUCGCCAGGAGGAGACCCGGCGUUUUGCAUCUAGGCUAGGGGUCAGUAGCUAUCACAUACCAAGGGGAUCCCGAACU